Nasonia vitripennis (jewel wasp) is the source of this 2294-nucleotide messenger RNA. RefSeq names its product WASH complex subunit 1. The transcript is spliced from 4 exons. Gene Ontology annotation, biological process: endocytic recycling; exocytosis; retrograde transport, endosome to Golgi. The record is from RefSeq and is a predicted model, not a curated record. Gene Ontology annotation, molecular function: alpha-tubulin binding; actin binding; gamma-tubulin binding. Gene Ontology annotation, cellular component: early endosome; recycling endosome; WASH complex. NCBI's taxonomy places the organism in Eukaryota, Metazoa, Arthropoda, Insecta, Hymenoptera, Pteromalidae. The coding region runs from base 230 to 1705 and encodes 491 amino acids.
AACAGAUCACUGAUCAUGCACACAGCACACAGGUAAUACACUGCACAUACGUGUGUGUGUGUGUGUGUGCACUCUAUGCAGCACGGUGAACAUAACCUUCAGUCUUCUAAAAUGUGUUAUUAUUAUUUUUAAUAGUUGAAUUUCGUAUAUUGAAAAUGUGCUGUACAUUAUUGUCUGAAAAGAAAAAUAAAUAAAAUCAAGUCUAACACAGUAUUUUUACCACCACAAAAUGCCGGAACGAAUUGAAAUAUCUGUGAUUCCUCAAGACUUGAGGCAUGAAGAAACAAUUGUACAAAUUGCUGAGGCAUUGGACAAUUUAAAUUUUGCCGUUGACCACAUUUUUGAUUCCAUAAAUGAAAGGAUUUCUGAAAACAACAAAAGACUUGGAGUAAUACACACCAGGGCUACAAAACUGCAGGGUCGACUAGACUAUCUUCAAACUAAUUUAAAGUUAAAAGCUGUGAAGAUGUAUUCUGCAGCAAAAUAUCCAGCAAAUCAUACUUAUAAGGAAUACAAAUUAGCUGUGCAACCAAAAUCAAGGAAAGAAAUUCUGAAUAAUUGUAUUUAUAAAAGUCCUGUUUCAAUAUCAGAUAAAUUCGAUACGCCAUUAACCAGCAACAGUAAAGUGGAAAAUGGCCAAUAUGCAAGUAAUUUAAACAUGCAAGAAAAGUUACAGUUUUAUUACGUGAAAUCAAAACCAAGUAAAAAAACCAAGGACUAUGAAGUUGAUGUAGAUCAAGCAAGGCAUAAUAAUGUCUCCUCUGUUGAUGCUCUCCUACCGUUCAACAAUAAUGCAUCCCAAAAUAUUGUUAAUAUACAAUCAGUGCAAUGCGAAGAUAAAAGUCAAAUUGAAGAUGCACCCGACUCUAUAUUGCAACCUUGGCAUACUGCCGAUAUGGAGUCUCCAUCAACCUAUUUAUAUGCACCAGCUUUAGGAGAGGUGCCGCAAAUGAAUGUACCACUUACAUUGCCUGAUUUACCAGGCAUAGUUGACGAUGAACGCUUUACACUUGACUUAACUUUUCAGAAUCCUAUUGCACCCUCGUCUGCAAUAGCCACCCCAAUUAGUCGUAAAGAUCCUCCGACCCUGCCGAUUACAGAGCAAAACUUAGAAAAACGCCAAUCCAGCGAAAAACCCAUUCCCAAAGACCAAAGUUCAUCUUUACCAAGUUCAUCCACUUUACAUUCCGUUCAAUCUAAAGCUGAACUUCCAAUAGAUUCUAGUCCUAUUACUCCAACAACUUUCAACACAUUUAGUCCACCACCGCCUCCGCCGCCACCACCACCACCACCACCUCCUCCUCCAGUGUCACCCCCAGAAGAGGAGGAAAAAAAAGCAGCGGAAAAGAAACCAACAAAAAAAACGAUAUCAAUAAAACCAUCUGCAGGCGAUGAUAGAAGCAACCUCAUGGCUGCCAUUCGCGAUGCCGGUGGUCUUGGUAGGGCUAAACUACGACAUACCGUAGCCGCUGACAAGGCCAAGGACCGAUGGUCAUCAGCUUCGGUCGGUGGUGACCUCAUGGCCGACCUGCACGCGACUCUAUCCCUAAGACGAAGGGGUAUUGCAGGUUCGGCCACCAACGCUCUUGUCAGAAUGUCUAGCAUGAUUCCUCCACCUCCCAAGCCCAAUGAGUCCUCGGCCUCGGACCGGAACUCCGCGACAAGCGAGUGCGAGUCCCAGGAUGACGACGGCUGGGAAGAGUAAUGUAGACAAAUGCGCGUUUGAUAAAAUAAAUAUAUCUGUUAUUGUUAUCAUUUUGUUUAACAUCUUUCGUAGGUCGCUUACGAGAAAUUCUUUGUACAACGUGUAUUGUGCGGCAUUACGUAUUUUACAAAAAGAUCGCAUUUAGUGGAUCUCUAUAUGCUUAACUAUUUGAUGCGCAAAUUAAAUUGCGUAGAAUAAAUACCGAGUAUAAAACUCACAUUUAUACAGAGUCAAAAAUAUAUACGAUAAUAUUCAGAAGUAUAAAAAAUAAACCAAUCCAAAUUAACAUGGUCAAUAAAUUAUUCAUAUCAUCCAAUUACAGAGAGUAAUCAAGGACCUUGCAUAAAAAUAUAAUAUACAAUAACCACCAUGCCCUUUUUUGAUAUGUUUGUUCAUAUUCAAGCUAUAUUUUACUAGUAUGCCAUGGAUGAUAGAGAUAUAAGGUUUUAUAUGUUUAAGUGAAGAAACAUAAGAAACUGUAUUAAUUAUAUGACACUAGCACUACAAUAUAUGAAUAACUCGUCUGUCACAAUGUAUAUAAUUGCACAUAAAUAUUUAUACCUAUAUAAAAAUUGUAUUUACUUUCAAA